Linum trigynum is the source of this 4396-nucleotide messenger RNA. The record is from the annotation of a GenBank genome assembly. Lineage: Eukaryota; Viridiplantae; Streptophyta; Magnoliopsida; Malpighiales; Linaceae.
GAUUCAACCCAAGAACUGGGGCAAACGACAACUACAGUGCAGCGAAAACCCCAUCCUGCCCCUCUUUCUUACCCUUUUCCCUCUCCUUUCUUCAUUUCUUCCUCCUCCUCCUUCGUCUCCUCCACCAAACAAUCUCCUCUCUCUCUCUCUGUACAAAGGGGGUUUUCUUUUCUCUUCUCUUCUCUUCUCUUCUCUUCUCCAUAGCCCUCAAGAAAAGAUUCAUUCUUUCCUUCAUUUUCUACUGCAAUCCCCUUCUUUACUUACUGGGUCGCCCUCUAAAUUCGAUUUCUUUUUGACAAAAUGGCGACAGCGGCAAUCUUUUCUUCACUCCGGCGCCGGAGAUCCCCCUCACUGGAAGCCUUCUUGGCCCCCGUGGACCUAAACGAAGUCGCCCUCCUGCAGACUCUCGCCGCCGUGGCGGCCGACCUCGUCACCUGCUUCUCCGGCAACUCCACCUUCUUCCAGCGCAGGAAUUCCCGCUCUUUAAUCCGCAAGAUCGAAGUCUUCCUCGUUUUACUGGAUUACUUGAAAGAUGCUUACGGCGGUUCAGUUUCCUCCCUCCCGCCAAACGCCGUCGUUUGCCUCAAGGAGCUCUACCUCGUCUUGUACCGCUCCAAAAUCUUGCUCGACUACUGCGUCCAAUCCAGUAAGCUCUGGCUCUUGCUUCAGAACCAGUCAAUCUCCGGCCAUUUCCAUGACCUCGACCAGGAGAUUUUGACCCUUUUGGAUGUUUUCCCCUUUGGGGAUGUGAUACUAAGCUUGGAUGUCAGAGAACAGAUUGAGCUCUUGCAGAGGCAAGCCAGGCGGUCAAAACUGCACAUCGAUAAGAACGAUGAAACCCUAAGAUUUCAAUUCUUCUCGUUUCUCGAUGAGUUCGAGAACGGGAAGAUUCCUCCUGAGUCCAAUUUGAGAUUCUUCUUCGUCGAGAAAUUGGGGAUUUCCGAUGCGCAAUCUUGCAGAGCUGAAAUUGAGUACCUGGAAGAGCAAAUUGUCAGCCACGAGGGCGAUGUCGAGCCGCCGGCUUCGGUCCUCAACGGAUUCGUCGCAAUUGUGAGGUACUCUAGGUUUUUGUUGUUUGGAAUUGAUGAUAGAGAAGAACCAGAAUUUGUCCAUAGUACUAGUAGUCAUAAAAAACAGAGGAGAGGCCUUAUUUCUCAGGAGAUUGCUGAUACUUUCGUAACAAUCCCAAAGGACUUCUGCUGCCCGAUUUCUCUGGACUUGAUGCAUGAUCCAGUGAUCAUUUCUACCGGGCAGACUUACGAUCGGAGUUCUAUUUCUCGGUGGAUGGAGGAAGGGCAUUGCAACUGCCCGAAAACAGGGCAAAUGUUGUCGAACACUCGCCUUGUCCCAAACAAAGCCUUAAGAAAUUUGAUCAAUCAAUGGUGUCUAGCUCAUGGGAUCCCUCACGACGAUGCUCCGGAGGGCCCCGAUGCUGCUGCUUCAGCGUCGACAUCGUCUCCUGAGCCAUUCGCUGCUGCUUUGCCCACCAAAGCAGCCGUGGAAGCCAACAAGGCCACAUCAGCAUUUCUCGUUAAACACCUUGCCAAUGGCUCGCAAGGUGAGAAAACCGUAGCAGCUCGUGAGAUUCGGCUUCUGGCAAAAACAGGGAAGGAGAAUCGUGGAUUUAUCGCCGAGGCUGGGGCGAUCCCUCACCUCCGCGAUCUCCUGUCGUCUCAGAACCCAGUGGCUCAGGAGAAUUCAGUGACGGCAAUGCUGAAUUUGUCGAUUUACGACAAGAACAAGAGCCGGAUCAUGGACGAACAACGUUGUCUGGGGUCGAUCGUGGAAGUGCUGAGGUUCGGGUUGACUACCGAGGCUAGGGAGAACGCGGCGGCAACUUUGUUCAGCCUCUCAGCAGUUCAUGACUACAAGAAGAAGAUAGCCGACGAAGAUGGUGCGGUCGAAGCUCUGUCUCAGCUGCUAAGGGACGGGACGCCUCGAGGUAAGAAAGACGCAGUCACUGCCCUGUUCAACCUGUCGACACAUUCUGAGAAUUGCGGCAGGAUGAUCGAGGCUGGAGCCGUGGCCGCCCUGGUGGCGGCAAUGGGGAAUGACGGGGUGGCAGAGGAGGCUGCGGGAGCUCUCGCAUUGAUCUUGCGGCAGCCUGCAGGGGCAGCCGCGGUGGUAAAAGAGGACGCUGCACUGGCAGGGUUGAUUGGGAUGAUGAGGUGCGGCACGCCAAGAGGGAAAGAGAAUGCGGUUGCGGCAUUGCUGGAGCUCUGCCGGUGUGGCGGAAUGGCAGCGACGGAGAAGGUGUUAAAGGCACCGGCUUUGGCCGGUUUGGUGCAUUCCCUUCUGUUCACGGGGACGAAGAGGGCGAGGAGGAAGGCUGCGUCGCUUGCUCGAGUGUUUCAGAGGUGUGAGAAUGGCAAUGCUGCAGAGGUGAGGUUGAGUGGGUAUUCAAGGACCGUGUAUGCCGGUGGUGCGAAUGUGGCGCCGACGAGGGAUUCGAGUUUCGUUGGGGAUGUCUCGGUUCGUAUGGCCAUUUCGGUUCCAGUACUGUAACAAGAACAUACAGGCAAGGCAGCUUUUUGUUGUUAUGUGUCGAUUAUACAACUUUCUUCUUUCUUUCUUUCUCUUGUAAUUUGGAGGUUCUUUUGGGGGACCUGUUUUGGUUAGGAAUUCUUUGAUUGAGAUUUUUAGGAGAUGGAGGUGAUAAUGAUAAAGAGAGGCAAGUUACAGGAGCUGCUAGUUAUUACUGCUGUUCCCUUCUCAGUCUGGUGUUAGUUUGGGGGAAAAGAACGGGGAGGGAGGUAUAAGUGUUUCUAGUUUAGCAAUUAGCAGUUACCAGUUUACACUUGUGCAAUAUAUGGAGCUGAAUGAACAGUACAGAAAAUGGAAAUGGCAAACAAGUUACUGGGUUUAAUCCAUGAACAUCUGGCGUAAGUCUUUUACUUCCCAGAGCGCAGCAAGCAAGAAUCUUGCUGCAGAAGAGGUGAAUUACUCGAAGAAAAGUUCGUAAUGGAUGCACUUGGUGACAUUCCCCUGAGUACCAACUGAUGAACAACAAUGUCAUUUUAUGUUACCAAUAGUAUCCUAAAUUUCAAAAGCUAAUAAAAAUCCUCUCGACAUUUGCCGUAGCGUUACGAUGUUUAAAAUCUCUUUGCGCAUAAUAUUUGUUGGUUGAUAUUCAUUUAUCAACGAAGUAUCCCAAAAUCCGCAAUUGCGAUGUUCAAAAUCUCUUUGCGCAUAAUAUUUGUUGGUUGAUAUUCAAUUUAUCAACGAAGUAUCCCAAAAUCCGCAAUUGCGAUGUUCAAAAUCUCUUUGCGCAUAAUAUUUGUUGGUUGAUAUUCAUUUAUCAACGAAGUAUCCCAAAAUCCGCAAUUGCGAACUAAGUACCGAUUCUAAGUUUGAAACGGGAGACAACCCGGACAAAGCUGCUUCAAACCCGCCCCACUCCCAUACUAGCAAAUGGCUGCAUAAAUGGAAAUUUGCCCUUCAGUGUGUGGCAAACAGAACCGUCCGUUACAGCUAAAGGAUGAUAUGGGUCCAAACUCCAGAUUCCCAAACCCCCACCCUUUUCCUCCCAUAUGCCUGUCUCUGCAUCAGCAUAUCAGGGGGUUUGACCUUGAGACUGACUGACAGGCAGAAUCUAAUCUGUGUGUUUGUUUGAACUCAUCACAUCACACAAGGUGCCCCCUAAACAAACUUUGGAAGGUCAAGACCACUUUUCUGGAUCAAUCAGCAGCAGCAUCUCUUCUUCUCACCUCUCCCUUUACCUUUUCUUCGAAAGCAGAGAAAAAAAGGAACAUAUAAUAAUAUGUGGGGAUAUUAGCAUCUUCUCUGUUUCUAAAUUUUCUAAGCAGCAGAUGGAAAGAAUUCCUUUAUGGAGAUUCUGCAGGCAGGGGAGAGAGGGGGAAAAGCAGAGGAGAUGGAUUUCCAUCCACCCAACCCAAGGAUUUUUAACUCUCCUUUUUUUUUUUUGGUUGUUGUUGCACUUUGUUCGAUUGCCUUGUAAAAUGGAAGGAGGGAGGAGGGUCUUCUUCUUCUUCUUGGGUUGAGUUCUGAAUGUGAUAUGGUGACGCAAAGCACUUAGUUAUGUUGGUGGGAUUCCUUUUGGUUCCCACCACCACAGGUUUGUAUAGAGAAUUGCGUAAGCGCAGCAAUGUCGCCAUGUCAUUUCAUUGUUUGCCGCUGCUGAAUGCUUUGAUCAUCAUGUCACUGUAUCUAAUCUACCCAUCUAUCGCCCCACCAUGAUUAUUAGUCAUCAAAGUAUCCACCUUUUUCAAUGAAUGGAGGGUAGAAAUCUGAAGCUGAACAGAGAAUAAUUUGUAUAUGUAAUCAAGCAAAUCUAAUUUCACUAAUUAGAAUUCACCGUCGUUAAUAAUACGAUUCACAACUCUUCAAAUAAAGUUUGUGGGAAGGUUUUUGAUGAAAAUGAAAUAUGUGUUAAUAG